Molecule: messenger RNA, 1263 nt
Organism: Anastrepha ludens (Mexican fruit fly)
Lineage: Eukaryota; Metazoa; Arthropoda; Insecta; Diptera; Tephritidae
Exons: 3
Coding region: 88-861 (257 amino acids)
Source: RefSeq, a predicted model, not a curated record
AAGCGUAAUUGACAUACUUAGAGAAGGAAGAAUAUAAAAGUGUUUAAAAUUUCUCAGUUUAAUUUAUUUUGCGCGUAUUCCACAGCAAUGGCGAGCCGGUUGUUGUUAAUAUAUUACUUUGCUUUGUUAGCGUUUGCGUGCACUGCUUCAGUGUGUGGCCACGGCAUGAUGCUAGAUCCACCGGGUCGUUCGUCGCGUUGGCGCUACAAUUCCUCUGCGCCCAAAAACUAUGAUGAUAAUGGAUUAAAUUGUGGUGGCAUGACGGUACAAUGGAACACAAAUAAUGGUAAGUGCGGACUGUGUGGCGAUAAUUACGCUUUGCCGACGCCGCGUGCCAACGAAAUCGGUGGAUAUUAUGGCGGAGUUGGUGUGAUUACAAAAGUUCUUCAAGGCUCCUAUACGGCUAGAGUGGGUGUGCGCAUCACCACCAAUCAUUUGGGAUACUUCCGUUUCGAUAUUUGCGAUCUGACUGAGUUUGGCGCGGAGUCGGAAUACUGCUUCAGCAAGUAUCCGUUACGCUUUGUUGAUGGUUCCAGUAGACUGUAUAUAGGAAGCACAGCAGGCUGGAUUGAUGCAGAUGUUGUUUUGCCUGAAAAUUUGUAUUGUGAACAUUGUGUGCUGCGUUGGACCUACACGGGCGGCAAUAAUUGGGGUCCUUGUGGUAAUGGCACAAGCGCGUUGGGCUGUGGGCCACAAGAAACAUUCGUCAAUUGUGCAGAUGUUAGUAUUGUUUAUCCAGUGACUGGUCGUUUGUACUUGCCAUGGUCGAUUGAACGUAAAAUUGAAGAGCCAGUGAACGCUGAAGUUCCAGAGUUUUACAAGAUAAUUUGGUUUUACAAAAAAAGAUUUGGUAGUUUUUAAAAUGAAAUCUUCAGUGCGAACUGAAAUGAUAAAUUACAUCGACUUAAGUUUUAUUUUUAUAGUAGUAGUAAAUUAUUGUCAACAAAAGGUAAAAGGCGUAAGCACAUAAGUCUGUUUAAACUAAAGUCUGAUUUGCUUUUGUCAAAAAAUUUUUCAUUUUAAUUUUGGUAGACGGGAAUAUUUUAGUUAGUACUUCGUGAAGGCACACCCACAUUUUUCAUAGGAACUAGGAUCCAAAAUUGUGGACGACGUAGUCAACAUCCGAUUGUCCCACUAUGGCAAAGUAAAGAUAGGGAAAGCGGAGCUAAAAUAUAACUAAGCCAAACAGUCGAUGAAUUGUUGACAUUUCUGUUCAGUAAGGUUGGCCAGGAUAUCAUGAAUCGUUUAAGAGGGUAUUCUGGU